AUGGAUUAGCAAAAGCAACCCUUGGACCCUAAAGAUUCAAUUUUGAACAUUUCAUUAAAGAAAUCCUCAGGUCAAUUCAUUUUCUUAUCCAAAAUAUUCUUGAAUAAAUUUGAAAAAGUUGAAUUGCAUGGUUUGGGUGAGGCUACAAAGACUGUGGCAGCAGUGGCCGAAUCUCUUUCAAGAAAAAAUUAUGCUACGAUUAAGAAGAUAGAGACCUAAACAUAUACUCCAGAUCAAGGUGGAAAAAAGAUUAAAUUGAUUGCCAUAUUAGAAGUCACUGAGGAAGGAAAAUAAAUGAUUGAAAAAGAUUUAUAAAGAAAGCUGCCAGAAAAUAAACAAUAAUCAGAUUAAUGA
Molecule: messenger RNA, 354 nt
Organism: Paramecium tetraurelia
Lineage: Eukaryota; Ciliophora; Oligohymenophorea; Peniculida; Parameciidae
Exons: 2
Molecular function (GO): nucleic acid binding
Source: RefSeq, a predicted model, not a curated record